This is a messenger RNA of Mizuhopecten yessoensis (Yesso scallop), 4247 nucleotides long. Its product is annotated as calcium-activated chloride channel regulator 1-like. The coding region runs from base 745 to 3816 and encodes 1023 amino acids. Lineage: Eukaryota; Metazoa; Mollusca; Bivalvia; Pectinida; Pectinidae. The record is from RefSeq and is a predicted model, not a curated record. The transcript is spliced from 13 exons.
ACACGUACAGUGUAUUGGCAGGUCUCUUAAAUGACAUAGCGUGGCAGUUCUGCAUUAACCUACACAGGAUGAGUCAACCGAUAUCUCUUGAUUUGUUUUUUGUUAAGCCUUACGUUUCAGCAUUUCAGACGCCCCGACUGGGACUGACAAGCUGGACCCCUCCCCACCCCCGGGUGCACUGUUAGGGAGAAGAUCUAGAGUAGAGUAACCUGCUGAGUACAACGACCUAGAGGCGGUGGAGCAUUUCGUCACAGGUGCCGAAUCACAUUACGGUCCAGGGGCGGAGGGGGCGGUACGCACGGCCAACGUUUAUAUCACUCGUCAUUGCUCGAACAUGGAAUUAGAUCUCAGCUAAAUCCGUGGCCUUAAUAAAGAAAGUCCGAUUUCUUUGGACCGAGGAAACUUCGGAAAUAAUCGGACGUCCGCUGUGAGUCUCUUGUUGAACUUAAAAAAGCAAAAUAAGCUGGAUUAUAAUGGAUUUGUUGGAGAGUUGUAGACCGCUGGGUUAGCCCUAAUUUAAUCCAUGGGAGUUUGUUUGUCUACUUUCUCUAACUUAAGAUUUACACAGAUAAUGUAAACACUGUGUAUUACACAGGAUACCCACUCCGUACGGAGGAGUGACAGGGCGGAUAGACCGUGUUCAACCUUACACUAGGAGCAAACAGCGACUUACAACCGUACCCAUGUGGUCAAUAUCUCGUUUUUUAAAUUUUAUGGUGUAAACUUCAGUAAAUAUUGUUCAAAAUGUAUGCUUUGUCACUAUGGAUAGUGUGUUUUAUUUCGGUGUCCCCGGUAAUUUCGGAAAAGCAUGAAAUCCAAAUCGUGGACAAUGGCUACACGGGAGUGAAGGUGGUCAUUUCUGACAAGGUACCGGAGUCUGCUGGACUUGUCGACGGAAUUAAGACAGCCUUCACCGAGGCUUCGAAAGUGCUGUACUCCGCCUCCAAGAACUUUGUUUACUUCAAAGAGAUCACUAUUGUUGUUCCGAAAUCCUGGUCCGCGUCCAGCCAGUACACGACCAUUUCCGGUUCUGCGUCAAGCAGCAUGGACUUUUUGGUGGACAAGGCAAAAGCGGAAACAGGAAACACGCCAUACGUCCACGGACUGACAGCGUGUGGUGGACAAGGGCAGUAUGCGCAUAUCACACCGGAACUGAUGAUCAACUCUCAGUCAAUAGGAUAUGGUCCUAUUGAAAAGAUUCUGGUCCACGAGUGGGCUCACCUAAGAUGGGGAGUGUUUGAUGAGUACCCUUCCGUGGAACAGCCGGACAUUGACGAAAUAGAGAAAUUCUACAACGAGGACGGUACAUGGAAACCAAUCAUGUGUACGGACAAGAUCCUAGGACUAAAUCUUCGAGAUUGUAGGAAUUCUCGGUCACGGUGUUUCACCGACCCCGACGGCAAACCGGAACCAGACUGUCAGUUUUGUGUGCAGGCUCCGAACACCGCUAAGGCGUCGCUCAUGGCUUAUCAGUGGAUAUCAUCCGUAGUGGAAUUUUGUGACGAGGACACCGCGUCCGUGAACGAAGCAUUACGUCAUAAUUCACGUGCUCCUAAUGACCAAAAUCGUUUCUGUGGCCAGCGAAGUGUCUGGGAGGUGAUGAGGACACAUUCAGAUUUUAAUGCUUCCAACAGUGCUGGUUCCGGGACGCAGGCUACCACUCCCGUGUUCAAUGUGGUCCAGGAAGGGGAGAUACGGUUGGCUCUCGUACUGGACAUAUCUAACAGUAUGAACGCCCAGAUUGCCGGGCCUUCAAGACUACAGUUGCUACAGGACUCUGUUGGCCAUUUUCUUACGUACGCAGUCCCAGAUAACUCCGAUGUUGGGAUCGUCACAUUCUCCUCCAGUGCCCAGAUCGUCACUUCCAUGACCACAGUGACGUCAGACGCCAUACGUCAGAGCCUCGUACAGAAUCUGCCUUCAACGGCGUUUGGUUAUACAGCCAUUGGCGAUGGUCUACUCAAAGGACUUGAGGUUCUUAACACGACAGCAAACCUGAAAGGAAGUAUCAUCAUUUUGGUAACGGACGGGAAGGAAAAUCGGCGGCCCUUAGUAGCAGAUGUCUUACCACUCCUCGUGAGUUCCGGUGUCACGGUCCAUUCACUGGCUAUCAGUAGCGGUUCAGACAGUCAGCUGACCUCCAUCUCCCAGGUUACCGGCGGAAAGAGUUACUUCUAUUCUGAGAGUAGUACUUCCACGGUGCUACAUGACGCGUUCGCUGGGAUGUUGGAAGAGUCUAAUGUUCCAGUACAGAUUGAUAGCCAGAGUGUAACGGUACAGGGUGGCAGUCCGGUGACGGGACAGUUCUAUGUUGACUCUACUGUGGGACUUAAGACCGUCCUUCAGGUCAUGGUCAACGAUACGUCCAGUGUGUCUGUCCGAGUGUCCGGGCCGGACGGCACGACGUAUACCGACACAAGCGGCCCUUUCGUCACCUCAAUUACCAGAAAUGUGGCCAUCAGUGGCACAGCGGCGGCCGGGCGGUAUACAUACACAAUAACGUCUGAUACAGACCUAAAAGGCACAUUAAGCGUACAGUCCGGACGGACGGACACCGCCUCGGACGGUCUCAUUGUACGAUCAUGGACAUCGGGCACACAGUACAGUUACGGACAAAACUCGACCUUCAGGGUAUAUGCCUCUGUGCUCCGGAACAAAUCCCCAGUAUUGAAGUCAAGGAUCACUGCUAAUCUGGAGAACGAGGACGGCGAAACAGCAACUAUAGACCUAAAGGACGAUGGUGUCGGGUCUGACCUGACAGCUGACGAUGGCGUGUACUCCGGUACUGUCCUUCCCAAGUACGUGACCCUUGACGGCCGUCUCAGCGUCAAGGUCACAGCUGCCAACACAGACGGAACGGCCAAGGUACUGACGGCUACUUCCGGGAGCGGUGCGGCUCCCCUCAGCGGAAGUGGAAACACGGUAACCAUUGGCAACCAGGAAAACUUCCAGCGAGUGUCCCAAACUGGUGAGAUGAUAGUUCAGAACUAUGUUCCUGGCGCAAUAUCCGACGUCAUACCUCCGGCCAAAAUCACCACCCUCGUACUGACGUCAAUUGACGACACUUCCGGUGUCGUACAGGUCACAUGGAAAGCUGUCGGUGAUGACGUAGAUGAUGGAACAGCCACUCUGUACGAUGUCCGAUUGUCAACCGACAUAAACUCUUUGAUGACAAACCCUGGGAGCGCUUCACAACUGACAUCCCAGGUACCUACUCCGAAAGCUUCUGGACAAACAGAAACAUAUACUUUCACACUUCCGGUCCUGGCCCGUGACAGUAGGACAUACUACUUGGCUGUUCGAGCCACGGACAACAGUCAAAAUACCGGGGAACUGUCCAAUAUAGUUUCCUUAUCUCUCGUGACUGAUGUCAACUGGCUCCCGACCACAACGACACCUACCACAAGUACUAGAGCCACCACCGUCGUCCCUAGAUCGACGCGCAAUUCUGACCAGUCUGUUCUGAUUGGUCUUUCAACAGCAGCAUGUAUAGCUGCAAUUGGUCUUCUUUUAUUAGCUAUAAGCAUGUCGUGUUGUUUUGGUAAAUGGAAAAGAGUAACGUCGCGAGGACGUUACCCAGAUGACGUAGAGUCUGGUUACACGUCGUCAAGGCGAAACACCCGAGGGAACCGGUCGAGACGAAAGAGGGGUUAUUCCAGUCAACACGCAGACGAUAUACGAGAUUACAAACGAAGUCGACAUAAACGAGAUUAUAUGGACGUGUACUCAGUACCAGAUCUCACUCCGUACGACUUUCCAUACAUAAAACAUGGCUCGGCCUAUAGUAAUAGUAUACCAUACAACAUGUAUAGGUAAACUACCCAAUACAACAGAAACAUCGUCUUACACAUACUACAUUUAAAAGUAUGAUAUACUGAGGAAUUUGUAUUCUUCAAUUUCGUUGAUCUCGCCCGAUUAAAUUUGCUCAACCUUUAGGCUUGGAGGGCUGUCGAGAAGCUGGCGAAUAAAACGUUGGAUAGUUUAGAUGACUGUCUGUCAGCAGAAAUUGUAUGAAGAGAAAGGUCUUGAUUUGAGUAAUGUACGUCUGAUAUCCAUUAUAUUACAUUAUUUCCAAUACAUUCCAUAAUUAUCAGUUUGUGAAAGUAUACUAGAGUGCGUGUUUGUGUAUAACAUGACAUAACAUAUGUGAUAUAGUGAUGUUAUAAGUGUAAGGGUAUGUAUGAUGAUUUGUGAUACAUUUUGUAAGUUUAUAUAAUAUAUUAAAUAUGAAACAAUAAAAGCCUACA